CGGGCGCUCUGUCUGCCAGCUGCCGCUGUGCUAGUUUCCAGUGCACACGCACACGCGCACAAUUCAUAUCCGGGGGUUGAAGAGCGGCGCCACGAUCUGUUAAAAAGGAUCGUAAUUCAGUCGGAUUUGGAGGCGCCGAGUACACAAGGGAGCUCCUCCCGGUUUCGCUAGGGGGGAGGACCGGAGGAGAGCAUUGCCGCGCGAGAUGGCGAGGAGGAGGAGGGGAGGCGGUGGCGGGACGGUGGGCGCGCCAUGGCUGGUGCUGCUGCUCCUGGGAUGCUGCGGCGGCGGCAUUUGGCCACGCGGACGGAUCUUCGCUGCUGCCGACACGGACCCCAGCGAUCUUAAUGUCCUCAAUACACUCUUUACUAGUCUGAAUUCUCCUGGGCAGCUCAAUGGUUGGCAGGCAAAUGGUGGUGAUCCUUGUGGCCAGUCAUGGAAGGGCAUCACUUGCUCAGGAUCAGGGGUCACUAAAAUCCUAUUGUCGAACUUGGGACUCUCCGGAAAUUUGGCCUACAACAUGAAUAACUUGGGUUCAUUAGUUGAGCUUGACAUGAGCCAAAACAGUCUUGGUGGUGGGAGCCAAAUACAGUACAAUCUUCCCUAUAUGAAGCUUGAGAGACUCAAUCUUGCAGGAAAUCAGUUUGGUGGAAAUUUACCCUACUCGAUUUCGACAAUGACUAAUCUUAAGUAUUUAAACCUUAACCAUAACCAAUUACAAGGAAACAUCAGCGAUGUAUUUUCCAGCCUUUAUAGUUUGACAGAUGUGGAUCUCUCCUUUAAUUCUCUUACGGGUGAUCUUCCACAAAGUUUCACUGGAUUGUCAAGCCUGAAACAUUUGUAUGAAAGGAUGCCUGUGCAUUUAUUUUCAUCUCCUAUACACAUCUCAUUAGAACUUUUUUGCAUUAACCCAUUCCUUUUUUUUCUCAGAUAUUUGCAGAACAAUCAAUUUACUGGUUAUAUCAAUGUCCUAGCGAAUCUCCCCCUUGAAGCUCUGAAUGUUGCGAACAACCGUUUCACUGGUUGGAUUCCUAGUCAACUUAAGAAGAUAAACAGUAUACAGACUGACGGAAAUUCUUGGAGCACAGGACCAGCGCCACCGCCACCUCCAUAUACAGCGCCGCCUCCUCCGAACCGUAGGAACAGCCCAGAUGGUUCAUCAAGUUCUGGUGGAAAAUCUGGGAUAGGUGGUGGAGGUGUGGCUGGAAUUAUCAUAUCAUUGCUGGUUGUUGGAGCAGUUGUUGCGUUCUUUCUAAUAAAAAGAAGAAAACGCAAAGCUGCUAAGGCAGAACACUAUGAACAGCACCAGCCAUUCACUUCCUUUCCCUCAAACGAAAUUAAAGACAUGAAGCCUAUUGAUGAGUCUACCACAGUAGACAUAGAGUCUUUGGCUUCACCUGCUUCCAUUAGUCUGAAACCGCCCCCGAAGAUAGAACGCCACAAAUCGUUUGAUGAUGAUGAUUUUUCAAACAGGCCUGUUGCAAAGAAAAGCAAUAUAACACCUAUAAAGGCGACUGUUUAUUCAGUUGCAGAUCUACAGGUGGCAACAGACAGCUUCAGCUUCGACAACCUUGUUGGAGAGGGUACUUUUGGACGUGUUUACAGGGCACAGUUCAAUGAUGGAAAGGUUCUGGCCAUCAAGAAAUUAGACAGCACUGUGAUGCCAUUCCAAUCAUCUGAUGACUUUGCUGAACUGGUCUCUAAUAUCUCAAAAUUGCACCAUCCAAAUCUAAAUGAGCUUGUGGGCUAUUGUAUGGAACACGGGCAACACUUGCUUGUGUAUGAUUUCCACAGGAAUGGAUCGCUUCAUGAUCUACUUCACCUUUCAGACGAUUACAGCAAGCCACUUAGUUGGAAUUCUCGUGUCAAGAUCGCACUCGGCUCUGCCCGUGCACUAGAGUAUCUUCAUGAAAUAUGUUCUCCAUCCAUCAUCCAUAAGAAUUUCAAGUCAUCAAACAUUUUGCUGGACUCGGAAUUCAAUCCACAUGUUUCAGAUGCUGGACUUGCAAGCUUUAUUCCUGAUGCUGAAUUCCAGGCAGCAGAACAAAGUGCGGGAUACACUGCCCCAGAGGUGGACAUGACCGGUCAGUACACCCUCAAAAGUGAUGUCUACAGCUUUGGAGUUGUCAUGCUUGAGCUAUUGACGGGACGGAGACCAUUUGACAGCUCUAGACCCAGGUCAGAGCAGUCACUUGUGCGGUGGGCGACCCCCCAGCUGCAUGACAUUGACGCGUUGGACAGGAUGGUUGAUCCUGCACUCAAGGGUCUAUACCCAGCCAAAUCUCUAUCUCGAUUUGCUGAUGUGCUCGCACUAUGUGUCCAGCCUGAACCUGAAUUCAGGCCACCAAUGUCAGAGGUGGUGCAAGCACUGGUUCGACUUGUGCAGAGGGCAAACAUGACAAAGAGAAUGCUCGAUGGAGAUACUUCUCGCCGACCAGAUGACCAAGACCAAGAUUUCAUAUGAUGGAAGAAGAACCCGAUCCUUUCUGUUACAUCUCAGGUUGUAUUUAUUCCAUUCGACUAGUGCCAGAAGAGAGAUAAGUGGAAGAAGAAAACAGAGGAGUUUGUCAGCUUCGCCAGUACAUAAUCACAGGUUUUUCUUGGUAACAAAGGAGUUGUGUUCUAUGGUUGAUGGUUGUAUUGUGUCAAGAAAAACAGUACCUUGAUCUUAGAUUAAUGCAUUCUAUUGUAUUCUUUGGCUAGAUUAUAUUCAAAUGCACCUGAUAAACAGAACUAUGGUGUCAAGUUCUCUGAAUGUUAAAAUAAUCAAGUACUCUCAGUACUGCUGCA
This is a messenger RNA of Setaria italica (foxtail millet), 2790 nucleotides long. Its product is annotated as protein STRUBBELIG-RECEPTOR FAMILY 6. Gene Ontology annotation, biological process: protein phosphorylation. The record is from RefSeq and is a predicted model, not a curated record. Gene Ontology annotation, molecular function: protein kinase activity; protein binding; ATP binding. The transcript has 15 exons. NCBI's taxonomy places the organism in Eukaryota, Viridiplantae, Streptophyta, Magnoliopsida, Poales, Poaceae. The coding region runs from base 206 to 2464 and encodes 752 amino acids.